Prosopis cineraria is the source of this 1343-nucleotide messenger RNA. RefSeq names its product basic leucine zipper 23-like. Bases 196 to 984 code for a protein of 262 amino acids. The transcript has 3 exons. Lineage: Eukaryota; Viridiplantae; Streptophyta; Magnoliopsida; Fabales; Fabaceae. Gene Ontology annotation, biological process: regulation of transcription by RNA polymerase II; DNA-templated transcription. Gene Ontology annotation, molecular function: RNA polymerase II cis-regulatory region sequence-specific DNA binding; DNA-binding transcription factor activity, RNA polymerase II-specific. The record is from RefSeq and is a predicted model, not a curated record.
UUGAAAUUCAUAGUGAUACACGAUUUUGAUUGGCCAUGACUGUAACAUACAAGCGACUUCUCUGAGUACCUGUAUAUUGCCAAGCCAGUGACUCUCGGUCGUGACUUUAUUUUUGGAAGCAAUCGUGUAGAAUCUCUGAAUCUAUCGCCUCGCCCUGUACCAUCUCUGCGUUUAAUUGGAGUUUCCUCUCGCCCAAUGGACGACGGUGAAGUGUUCUCGAGCCCAAACGUGGGCGAACUUCCAAGCAGUUGCUCAAUGGAUAGUUUCUUCGAAGAACUUCUCAAGGAUACGCAUGCUUGUACUCACACCCACACUUGCAAUCCUCCUGGCCCUGAUUUUUCACACACCCAUACUUGUUAUCAUGUUCACACCAAAAUUGUCCCCGCUCCUGCUGAGGACAAGGCUGGCACUGAUGACACUGCAGAGUCAGUGGAAAAGAAAUCAAAGAAACGUCCUCUUGGUAAUCGUGAAGCAGUUCGCAAAUAUCGUGAGAAAAAGAAAGCCCGGACUGCAUCUCUAGAGGAUGAGGUUGUGAAGUUGAGGGCCUUGAAUCAGCAUUUAAUGAAGAAGUUGCAAGGCCAGGCUGCUUUAGAGGCUGAAAUUGCAAGGCUAAAGUGCUUGCUUGUGGACAUUCGGGGGAGGAUUGAAGGGGAGAUUGGUUCAUUUCCAUAUCAGAAAUCAGCUAAUUCAAACCCACCAAAUCCAAGCUUGCCUGGUUCUUAUGUGUUGAAUCCCUGUAACAUGCAGUGUAAUGAUUUGGUCUAUUGCCUUCGUCCUGGAGCAGAAGAAGAGACUACAGAAGGCUCACCGCUAAAUGGUGAAGGGUUUAAUGGUUGUGAAUUUGAGAGUCUCCAGUGCCUAGCAAGCCAUAAUAUAGGGCGUAAGGAUAUUCCUGGUUGUGGAGCUGGACAGACAGUGCCUAAGGUCAAUUCUUCUACAGAAAAUAAGGGCAAAGGGGGAACUCGUGCCGCAAGAGCUGGUUGAAGAGCCAAUUUGAUGGUAGUUCUCAUCGGCUUCACAGUACAUAACCUCUGCCAAUUACUCAUUUACAGUUGCGGCAUCAGCCAUCCAUCAGGUCAAUCUGUGGAUCUGAUCUUCAUUUUUUUCCCUUGAAAAAUUCUUUCCUUUCUUUUUGGCCACCUCUGGGGUUAUCGGCCUGGGAUGGCUAUUGUGAGAGGGAAGAUCUAGCUUUGCUGGGUAUGCGUAGAUUGAUGUUGUUCAAUUAUACCGAAUCCUACAUUGAUGAUUUGUUAGGCAGAAACAGCAGUGGAUCUGUAGCCAGCAGAGCUUAUGACAGAGACAGACUUUGUGUUCUUUUAUGAAAUUAAGUUUCUUCUCAAAUC